AUGUUCAGACAGCUACUAGAGCAAUCUCGCCAGCUUACAAAUCACAUUGUUUCUCCUGGAUUGACUCCCAUUGAUCGAGGAUUAGAACAGAUCGAGGCUCAGACUAGACGGCUGCUCAAGCGAGCAGGUGCGAGGCAAGACACUACUGCUGGUUCAGGAACCUAUGCUGGAUCUGCUGGUGCUAAUGGUGGGCUGGCUCGCUCAGAUGGAACUGUUGAUCCCGCUGGAAACGAGUUUCAUGGCAUGUUGAGCUCAUCAGAUAUGGAAGGGUUGUCUUCCACUGCCGUAGGUGGUCUGACUGGCAGUGGCCAUCAUACUGCAGCUACUCAAUCCAUGAUAAUCGAUGGCUCAGACCCAGCCGUUUCUGCUGCUGCUGCCAUCGACUCUCGCACUGCCUAUCUCUUGGCUAAGCAAGGAUUUGAUCCUGAACGAGUUCAACACACUCUUGCUCAGAUAGAUCUUACCAACACUUUUGAGCCUUUACAUGGUCUGCCCGAUGCUGACAUUGAAGCCUUCUUACGUAACGAGCAUGAGAAUAUUGUAUCCAUUGCUAUCGAGGAAACCAAGUCGCAGGUUGCCCAGGACUUUGAACGGUCGUUUGAGCUGCGUAUUGGCAGAGACUGGACUGCUACAAAGAAACGUAUUUUUGAUCAGAUGGGCCAUCAACCAUCAAGGUCGCUUCGGAAUAGUCAGGCUGAGGCCAACUUGCUCGGAUCCGGAGAUAGAACCGAUUCCUCCAUCUUGCAACUUUCUAAUAGUCGUCAUACCGUAUCCAAUGGUACUGUGAUUACCGGUGGUAUCAUCAGUCAACCUCGUAUUCAUGCAUAUGCUGCCGUGGUUAAAGCCUUCAACGAGGCUCGUCGAAAAAAUAUUCCAUUUAACCCCAUCGCUUCUUUUGGACGAGCUGCUGAUAGUAUGGCUGCCGACUCUGAACAACAAUUGAUCAGUCGUUGCUGGACUCUAAUUUCCAUGAUGCUCGGUGGACGCAAAGGACUAGAAAAAAAGGCUCAGGGCCAUUUCGCUACUGUUUAUAAACUGGCCGAAGAUCCCGAUGUGUCCGAGCAAGCUACUUUGUUCCGAUCUAGUCUAAUCAAAGGGGGCCGAUCUUGGCUACAGGAAGUGUAUAGCAACUGGAUAUCAGAUAACGUGCGAAGCCAAUAUGCUGAGAUUGGCGGCAUGCCAACAGUCCAUUCAGAAGUCGAUGCCCAUCUUAAAAUCACUCAUAUGAAGCAUGGUAGAUGGACUCUUAGCUGGCUUGACCUUUCUGUUGGUGGUACUCCAUUUUGGGCCCAUGUGUUUGUUUUGGUCCGUAUGGGUCUUUAUGAUAAUGCUCUCGAGCAUAUUCAGCGUCAUCAAGCAGAUCUUGCAAAAACCAACGAGCGUAAUUUUCUUACGUAUUUCAAGGCAUGGAUGGACUCUGGUGAUGGUCGUUUGCCAAAGACUUACCGCGACAAACUUCUUGCUGAAUGGAAUGGUGGUAUCCGUGACUAUGCUACCAAGCCUCACCCCAAAGGUGAUCUGUUCAAAUAUGCUUUAUACAAGAUUCUUGGUCGAUGUGAAAUGACCAUCAAGACUAUAUCUUGCUCUGAUGUCAUUUUUACUGUAGACGAUUACCUGUGGUUGCAGCUCAUGCUUGUUCAAGAAGAAAUUCUCCCAACAGAUGCUGCUUACGAACGCUAUACCCUGCGUGAUUUUUCUUCUCGAAUGCAAAAGUACGGUAUCGAUUAUUUCAAAGCGCGACCCACUUGGUUCAUGGUUCUUCUUCUUUGUGGCGAGUUUGAGCGAGCAGUGUCGGAGCUGCAUAACGAUCCAGCAUUUUCUGCCGAUGGCAUUCAUUUUGCAACUGCUUUGGCCUACUAUGGUGCUCUGCGUGUACCCGAGAAUCCUCGUGGCACCGCUGUUGGAGGAACAUUUCUCAAUAUAAAACCCAUUACAUUGUCAACAGGUGCAUCUUAUGAAAUUGCAUACUUUCAUUUUGCCAAGACAAUUAUAUCUUUUGUUCGAUCGUGGGGCAAGACUGACCCAAUAGAUACACUGCACUAUAUUUACCUAAUUGGGCUGUUUGGUACACCUUUGGAUGCUCGACAGCCAUUGGUUGCAUCCCCCGCAGACUUGCAGCGAUCUGGUCGUGCUUUGGCUCCUCCUGCAAGCCACUCGGGACUUGAGUAUACCCGUCUUGCUCAUGCCAUUGUAUGCGAGUUUGUUCUUUCUUCCAAAAUGUUUUCUGAAAUGCUGGGACAAAUUCGCCCUGAUGGCAGUGGUCGCACGCCAGGACACAUUGAUACGUAUCGCACCUUGCUCCAUCUUACAAGCGAUCAAGAUUUUAUUCAAUGCAUUGUUCUUGCCUCAGCCUACGAUGCAGAAAACGAAAGUCGUUUAGAAGAGGCGAUUUAUCUUUACCACUUGGCUGGCAUGCCGGACAAGGUUAUUCAUUUGCUCAAUACUCAUUUAGGUGAACGACUUCUCCAACAAACAUUUUUUCAAACUGACGACAUGUCAGCCGAGCAAGUCAACAACACUUCUACAAUUCGUAGCACAACAGACAUCUCUCUUCCACUACUAUCUCUGACAACCAAUCCAGUACAAGAUACGGAGCAACUACUCAAAUUUUAUCAAUCACGUCCACUUACAGCAGCGAUGCUUACUACACAAACUGUGUCUACUUGUACUACCCUUGUACAACUUUCCAGAUUCCAUAUCCAGCAUGGUCAAGGCAGAGACGAAUCGGCCUUGGCAACAUUGUAUACACUCAACAUGUUUCCUUCAACAACGGAUAUAGUUGAAGUUCAAAGCAGGGUAGACGCGUUUUUGAUGCUAGAUGAAUCGGUUGCCAGAGUCAUGCCACAGAUCAUGUACAUGGCAUUGCAAUCACUUGAUCGGUUGUAUCGGGCUUGGACAGAGCGUCGUGGAAGCUUUGGCGGUGAUGGACGAGUUGUGGAUGUGAGAGAACGAGCUAGAGCCUUGAUGAUGUUUGCUGGCUUGGUCCAAUAUCGUAUUCCCUCAGAUAUCUUUGGCAAGAUGAAUCGAUUGGAUGUAAUGAUGGGCUGA
Messenger RNA from Batrachochytrium dendrobatidis JAM81, 3048 nucleotides. RefSeq names its product linker nucleoporin NIC96. The transcript is spliced from 2 exons. The coding region runs from base 1 to 3048 and encodes 1015 amino acids. Gene Ontology annotation, biological process: protein import into nucleus; poly(A)+ mRNA export from nucleus. NCBI's taxonomy places the organism in Eukaryota, Fungi, Chytridiomycota, Chytridiomycetes, Rhizophydiales. Gene Ontology annotation, molecular function: structural constituent of nuclear pore. The record is from RefSeq and is a predicted model, not a curated record. Gene Ontology annotation, cellular component: nuclear pore.